AUGUUUCGCGCGGGGGGCUUCGGAAGAGGCAGAAGAGGAUCGGGUAUAAAUCCAUUCUUUUAUUAUUACGCGUAUAGAAUGUAUCAACAAUACCAAGCGGUCCCGAACAAGCCUCACGGCACGCUCGUCGUCAUGGCCGUUAUGGCUUCUUAUUACUUCGAAGUGUUCCCUCUCCUGAACGAUAUCAUUGGUGACAUCUCCAGCGCGUGCUUUUCUCCCGCGAAGGUUUUGCGAGAUUUUGAACUACAAAGAACGUUGUUUUCUUCCUUCGUCCACGGCGACGAGCUACACUUGGCGUAUAAUUUGAGCUCUUUACUCACCAAAGGCAUCAAGCUCGAAGAGAGAUACGGAGGAAAAGCGGAAAAAUUUGUUCUUUUGUUUUGCCUGGUGUCCGUUUUGACGCACGGAUUCGCGGCGAUAAUAGCAGGCGGGCUGUUCCACAGCGGACUCUUCGAUGGAGAUGUGUAUUACAACGCGACGUACGGUAGCAGUGGUGUCUUGUUCGCGUUACAAACGAUAGUAUUAGGUGAAAAUCCAAGAGGCAACUAUUCGUUCUUCGGGUUGCAGGUACCGGCGCAUCGAUUGGCGUUGACGGAAGUCGGUUUACUAUAUCUGAUGAAUCCAUCUACGUUGAAUCUCAUCGUACACGUCAGUGGAAUAUUAGCGGGCAUGCUCGUGUUGCGCCCGACGAAAGUUAUCAACAUGCUAAAGUAUAUUUUUGGUUUCAAUCUCUUUGGAGGAUUUUCGAAUUUUAGCAACAACAACCGCGCGAGAGAAGGAAGAAGAGGAGAAGGAAGAAAUACGCCACGAUUGAAUGGUAAACGGUGCGUAAUGACGGGUUUAACUGGCGAACAAGCGUCGCUGAAUGGAACUUGGGCGAGUAUAGUCCGAGUCUUAGAAAAUGGGAAUAAAGUUGUCGUUAAACUCGACGACGAAACAACAACGCGAGGCGAAAUAGCAGUCGAUAGAGAAAACGUCCUUCCAAUUUGA
Molecule: messenger RNA, 990 nt
Organism: Bathycoccus prasinos
Lineage: Eukaryota; Viridiplantae; Chlorophyta; Mamiellophyceae; Mamiellales; Bathycoccaceae
Exons: 1
Coding region: 1-990 (329 amino acids)
Cellular component (GO): membrane
Molecular function (GO): serine-type endopeptidase activity
Source: RefSeq, a predicted model, not a curated record